This is a messenger RNA of Scedosporium apiospermum, 1653 nucleotides long. RefSeq names its product Nuclear GTP-binding protein NUG1. NCBI's taxonomy places the organism in Eukaryota, Fungi, Ascomycota, Sordariomycetes, Microascales, Microascaceae. Gene Ontology annotation, cellular component: nucleolus. The record is from RefSeq and is a predicted model, not a curated record. Gene Ontology annotation, molecular function: GTP binding. The transcript has 2 exons. The coding region runs from base 1 to 1653 and encodes 550 amino acids.
AUGGCGGGAUCAAUAAAUAAGCCAAAGAAACCCAAGUCGAAGCGCGGGACCUCGCGCCUACGCCACAAGAUCGAGAAGAAGUCCGCCGCGAAGCAGCGAAAAGACCGUAAGCUGGCCAAGAAGAACCCGGAAUGGCGCUCCAAGAUAAAGAAGGACCCCGGCAUCCCCAACAUGUUCCCCUACAAGGAGAAGAUUCUGCAAGAGAUUGAGGAGAAGCGGCUCCAGAAGCAGGAGGAUGCCGCAAGGCGGAAGGAGAUGGCCAAGGCUGCGAAGACGGGCGUUACGGAAGAGGCUGGCAAUGAAAUGGCGGAUUCUGACGGUGAGGAUUUGGAAGGCGACGACUUCGACGAUACCAACAUGGAAGUGGACGACGGUGCCGUUGACGAGUCGAACCCCAUGGCUGCCCUCCUGGCCAGCGCUCGUGCCGCGGCGGAAAAAUACGAGAGAGAGCUCCAGAGCGGAGACGAGGACAUGGAUGAGGAUUACUCCGACGAUGACUCCGAGGACGGCGGUUUCCGCGGCCAGAACGAGAUUCCCGUCGGCCAAGCUUCGUCGAAAAAGGCUUUCGAGAAGGUAUACAGGCAGGUUGUCGAGCAGGCCGAUGUCGUGCUAUACGUCCUCGACGCCAGGGAUCCCGAGGGCACCAGAUCUCGGGAGAUCGAGAGGAGUAUCAUGGCUGCGGCGAGCGGCGGCAAGCGCUUGAUCCUACUCCUCAACAAGAUCGACCUCAUUCCCUCCGAUGUCCUCAAGGCCUGGCUCGCAUACCUUCGCCGGUACUUCCCCACCCUGCCCAUUCGAGCGUCCAGGCCGUCUCCCAACGCCCACACAUUCGACCACAAGGACUUGACGAUACAGAGCACAUCGGCGACACUCUUCAGGGCUCUCAAGGCCUACGCUGCCUCCAAGAACCUGAAGCGCGCCGUUUCUGUAGGAGUUAUCGGCUACCCCAACGUCGGCAAAUCAUCCGUCAUCAAUGCCCUCCUCGCGAGGUUGAGCGGUGGACGAGGUGCCAAUUCGUCGAGGGCCUGCCCGGCCGGUGCCGAAGCGGGCGUUACGACUUCCAUCCGCGCCGUCAAGAUCGACAACAAGCUCACCCUUCUCGACUCACCCGGUGUCAUUUUCCCCUCUAGCUCCCUCCAAUCAUCUGGCGGUGCCGUGCCCCUCAAGACUCCCACGGAUAAGCACGCCCACCUCGUCCUCCUCAACGUUGUCCCCCCAAAGCAGAUCGAAGACCCAAUUCCUGCCGUCACCCUCCUCCUUCGCCGCCUAUCCGCUCAGCCCGAGUUCGUCAAGAAGUUGAUGGAGGCAUACGAUCUGCCUCCCCUCAUGCGCGACGAGAAAGGCGACCCCACGACCGAUUUCCUCGUGCAGGUCGCUCGUAAGCGAGGAAGGCUCGGAAAGGGCGGCGUUCCCAACCUUAGCGCUGCUGCCAUGACUGUCGUCACCGAUUGGAGGGACGGCAGGAUCCAGGGUUGGACGAAGCCUCCGGUAGCGGCAGUCGCCGAGGCCGGCACUCUGCAGGGCAUGGAGUCCGGCGCUCCCACAGAGGUGACUGCUGAUGAGAAGGUUAUCGUUACGGAGUGGGCUGAGGAGUUUAAGCUGGAUGGCCUUUGGGGUGACAAUGCCGGGGGUGAUGAGACGAUGGAACAAUGA